AUGGGCAAGCCGUUCCAAAGAGUUCAUGCCUCUAUAGUAGGCAAGUUUGAAGACGGUUACGGCGAAAAGAUCCCACAGUGGAUUCGGGCGAAUGGAGGACAGUUCUCGAGAGAUGUGGAUCAGCGAGUGACCCAUCUCAUUGCCACAAAGGAUGCGUUUAAAAACAAUGCAGUUCCAGUGCAAAAUGCCAAGAAGAUCGGCACCAUCAAGAUCGUCUCAUACGAUUGGCUUGAAGACUCGCUGCUAUCACCAACCCGCCGACCAAAGCUCGAGGGGCCAUAUCUGCUGAAGAAUCUGAUGAAGCCUGAGAAGAAGGAAGUCCAGAAGAAGGUCACAAAGUCCUCAAAGGUGGUCAAGGAGACCAAGGCAAAAACUCCAAAACGUCGGAUAGUUGAUCCUUUCGUCGGUCUAAAGGGUAAAAAAAAGCCCGUGCGCCAAGUGUACCAGGACAGAAAGACAAACGUGGUUUACAGCAUCACCUUGUUCCGUCCAUCAAAACCACCAGCUACCAGCAGAGAAAAAUACCAAUUGACUCUCUUCGAAUCCAUCGCCGAGCCACAUACCUACUCGACCUAUGCCAAAUUCAGCCGCGUUGGCACAUCCAAUGUCGAACUUCUGACUGGACCAAAGGUUAAGCUCGAGCUUGCAGUGGACAAAUUCAAGCAGUUCUUUAAACAACACACUGGAAAGGAAUGGGAUGAAAGGGCAAGCGGAAAGAUGCCACCCACCAAGACAGACUCCGACGGAAACAUCUUGCCUGUUCACGAGGGAUGGUUUUAUCUCGAGGAAAAGACGACUAUCCUUGGUGCAUUUCUCAGGGAACCCCAGAGCACAGGUUUUCAAGGAUCGACUGACCGGGCUGCAAGCGAUAAAAUCAAAGAGGACGGUAUUGAAGAUAAAAUGGCAGAUCAUCAAGUUGAAGAUGGGGGUGAAGGCUGA
Penicillium vulpinum is the source of this 939-nucleotide messenger RNA. RefSeq names its product BRCT domain protein. The coding region runs from base 1 to 939 and encodes 312 amino acids. The record is from RefSeq and is a predicted model, not a curated record. NCBI's taxonomy places the organism in Eukaryota, Fungi, Ascomycota, Eurotiomycetes, Eurotiales, Aspergillaceae. The transcript is spliced from 5 exons.